Messenger RNA from Acanthamoeba castellanii str. Neff, 315 nucleotides. RefSeq names its product eukaryotic translation initiation factor 4e1a-binding protein. Gene Ontology annotation, cellular component: cytoplasm. Lineage: Eukaryota; Discosea; Longamoebia; Acanthamoebidae. Gene Ontology annotation, biological process: negative regulation of translational initiation. Bases 1 to 315 code for a protein of 104 amino acids. The transcript has 4 exons. Gene Ontology annotation, molecular function: eukaryotic initiation factor 4E binding. The record is from RefSeq and is a predicted model, not a curated record.
AUGACGAGCCCCAGCGGAACCCCUGCCAUCAGCAUCAACCGUGUGCCAGACAACUUCAAUUUUGCUGAUCUCUCGACCACCCCUGGCGGCACCAUCUACGCCACCACCCCUGGAGGCACGCGCAUUGUGUAUGACAGAAGCGCCCUCCUCUUUCUGAGGAACUCUCCUCUGGCAAAGACCCCGCCCAACAACAUCGCCUUCAUCCCUGGCGUCACUGGUCCUGAGGUCAGCCCCAAGGACAAGACGAAGCAGGAGAAGGUGAAACAGCCUAAGGAGAACAAGGACGACGCCGACGAAAUGUUCAAGAUGGACUAA